UAACUGCACUAGUUCAGAGUUUAUUUUUCUGCUUCCAACGUGGAGGAAAAAAGAUAAACUCUGAAAACUCUAGUGCAGUCAGUUCAGCCAUAAAGAACGACCUAUAGUCUGGCCUGUACUAUCCUGUUUUAGUACCCCUAGCUAAAAAGAAUAAACUUUUGGUUUACACGUGUUUGAUUACACAACAAUAUAAAGUAUCGAUCGUAAUCUGUGGUGGUAAUCGGCCGGUAGUUAUACACAAUUGUAUCAUUUUAUUGGUAUAUUUAUUAAUCCUGUGCAAGUUUUUUACAAAAUUGUUCAGUUUGUCGUGCUCGGCAGAACGAUAUUUAAGAUAAUUCUUCAGAAAAAUGGCAUCGAAAGACUAUUUUCAUACUUUAGAUACGUUCAUAACGGAAUUAUCUGCAGAUUCUGUUGAAUGGUGUCCCGCGGAGCCAUUUAAAGACGUACUAGCGUGCGGAACGUACAAGUUGCCUGAAAUUAAUGACAGUCCGAAUUUAAGAAACAGACGAAUAGGACAAAUUUAUUUAUUUCGUGUAGUGAAAGGCGGAAAAUUAGAAAUGUUGCAUCAGAUAGAUACUUCUGGCAUUUUAGAUAUGAAGUGGAUGCACAUCACGGAUAUCGACAAUAAUAGGAUAUUGCUUGGCGUUGUCAACUCCAAUGGAUACCUGCAAAUCUAUGAGUUAAGAUACGCCGAUUCAGCGCACAACAAAACAGAAUUUAAACUAAUUGCAGAGGAGAAAAUCGGUGCCGAUGAUGAAAAAGUCAUGGCGUUGUCUUUAGAUUGGUCCGUCGGAAGGGGUGCUUGGACUUCUGACUCGAUACCGCACAUUGCCGUGAGUGACAGUCUAGGUCGGAUAUCUCACUUCACAUGGCACGAAACAAGCAAUUUAACGAAAAAUUUCACAUGGUCCGCACAUCAGUUCCAGGCGUGGAUUGUAGCCUUUAAUUACGGCAGCAAGAAUAUUUUUUAUUCCGGAGGCGAUGAUAACAAGUUUCUGACUUUCGAUACAAGAGUAGGAUCUGUUCCCGUAUUCCGCAGUCGUGAGCACAUCUAUGGCGUCACCAGUAUCCAUAAUAACAUCGUUAAACCACACACGCUCGUGACUGGAAGUUAUGAUCAGAUUCUAAGGCUGUGGGAUACGAGAAAUUUAAAUCAACCAAUAUCAAAGAUUGAUCUCGAGGGUGGAAUUUGGCGUUUGAAAUGGGAUCCAUUUAAACAUCAGUAUUUAUUCGCUGCAUGCAUGUCUGAAGGCUUUAGGAUUGUCAAUUGGAGCUCUGAGGUUUUGAUGUCUGUUUGUGGCCAUUAUGAUGAACACUCCGGAUUAUCAUACGGUUGCGAUUGGUCAUCCUUAAACAAGGAAGACCUGAAGCGUUUAAAUAUAUCCACUGGAAACACUCUGAUAAGCACUUGUUCCUAUCAAGAUUGUGCUCUCAAACUAUCCGUAAUUAAUUUCAUGACGGAUGACAAGGUUGACGACUCCACUUCUUAAAGCAAAACAUUUUUUCAUAUAUUGUAUAUAUAGAGCAUCAUUUUUGUAUAUAUAGAGAAUUUGUAAAAUUAAAUAAGAAAA
This is a messenger RNA of Linepithema humile (Argentine ant), 1571 nucleotides long. Its product is annotated as diphthine methyltransferase. The record is from RefSeq and is a predicted model, not a curated record. Gene Ontology annotation, biological process: protein histidyl modification to diphthamide. Gene Ontology annotation, molecular function: diphthine methylesterase activity; protein binding. Gene Ontology annotation, cellular component: cytoplasm. Lineage: Eukaryota; Metazoa; Arthropoda; Insecta; Hymenoptera; Formicidae.